Molecule: messenger RNA, 844 nt
Organism: Paramecium sonneborni
Lineage: Eukaryota; Ciliophora; Oligohymenophorea; Peniculida; Parameciidae
Source: the annotation of a GenBank genome assembly
AUGCAUUAAAUAACAACACUUGAAACUGAAACCCCAAAAAAAACGGUAGAAGAUUAGUUUUAUUAUCCUAGAAUAAAUAUUCAAUUAGAUCAUUAGCCUUACCAAGAAUUACUUUAGUUAGAUUUGAAAAAUCACCUUACCAUAGUGGAAUAAAUGAACACACUAGUAAUGUCCCUAAACGUUAUAACAGAUAAUAUUAUAAGAUCCAACAAUCUGCGAAAGAGAGAGAUUUGAUUAGCGAUGUUAACUGAAUUGGUUAUUGUUUAGAAAGAUGUAUAUGCCUCGCUUUCAAAUAAUCAUGAAGAACCUUACCUAGACCGUAAGCCUAAAGACCUUGUUGGAGAUGAAGCCUACAAAUCUUACUAUCAUACAUUCAAAAAUAUAAAACGAAUUUUAGAAUAGAAUCAAUUUGAGAAUAUUGCAAGUACCAUAAUCAAUUUAAUUGUUUAGAUUCUGUAUAAACUAAUCUAAUUUAAAGAGCAGAUAAGUUGAAAAUUUUACCAUGCAAAAUGGGAUUGAUUAAACUUAAAGGAGAUAAGAAUUCCAUCUCCAUUUAAAACUAAAAAUUUGGGGAUAAAUAUGUAGAAGUACUAUCAGAAGGAUUAAGAACCUUACCUGCUAUCCAAGAUUUCAAUUUCAAUCAUAAUAGAAUCAAAGAACAUGGAGCAUCGUAGUUGUUUCCUCUAAUCAGCAAAUAAGCAAGAACAAUUGAGUUUUAAACUAACUCCAUAGGAUAAAAAGGACUUGAACCAAUUCUAUAAUGUUUGCCAUUGUAGACAUGCAAGUAAAUUUGAAUUGCAAUCUCAAGGAUCUAGAUUCUCAAUUUAGAAGAUAAUUAAUUAGG